Messenger RNA from Symbiodinium pilosum, 1959 nucleotides. NCBI's taxonomy places the organism in Eukaryota, Dinophyceae, Suessiales, Symbiodiniaceae. The record is from the annotation of a GenBank genome assembly.
AUGUCCUGGGGCGGAGAUGGACAAGAUCAGUGGGGAAAUGGAUCUGGCUAUGGUGGCUCUGGCUAUGGCGGCUAUCGUCGCAGAGGUCGUGGCUCUUUUCCGCAACCCCAGCCAGCUCAUGACCCUUACGAGGUCAAGCUGCCAAACUGGCUGGAAUCGGUCAUGACUUGUGAAGGCGAUGCUCGCUGGUCCUCCAUCAUUACGUUGGACACCCGUAACGCUCGCAUGGUGUCGCCUUUUCAGGCGUGGUUGGUCAAAGAGAUUAUGACCAACUCCGCAAGUUCCAUCAAUGUCCUCACCGAACGUGAUCACGUUAUGCCACCUACAUCGGGCUACCAUUUGUCGCUUUUUGCGAACUACACACUCGAUGGUCUCAAGGCUGCGAUUGCCAUCUCGGUGGACUCCAACACAGGAGUUCCGCGUAGAGGCUGGGACACUGAGACAGCAAGAAUGCUCGCUCACGAGGCUUUUCAGCCCUUCAGCUGGCCAGUUCUUCGGGACAGCUCCCCGAGCUACACCGACGUGAAGAUCUACAUUGGGAACGAGAUCUUGUUCCACUGGAUUUUCCGCGGGUUCAGGGCGGACACCGACCUCUCGGUCCAGCAGCAGUUCGCGGAUGAGUUCUUCAUUCGCUGGCGCGUCUCCAUUUUCUCCUUCGAGUGCGGAGGUCAGAUGUACAGCGUUGGUCCGAAAGGCACUGUCGUUGCUGGAGAUUCGGCUCGCUCGAGGUUCGAGCUCCGUGUCUGCGAUCGCGCUUCUCUGGAUGCGAUCGGCAAUGAUGCGGACAGAGUGGAAUUUCGCUAUCCCGAUGCCAAUAACAGGAUUGAUGUGAAAUGUGCCAGGACCUCAGUUCCCUCCACCUGGCUCGUGGUAUCCCACAUCAGUGGGCCGACCCUCAUCCAGAGGAUCGGCCGGGAAGCGGAGAGCAAGCUCUUCGUGCGGGAGCCAGGCGUGGUGCCUGUGGCGGCGCUUGAUGCCAUGUCCCACGAAGACGCUGUGGGACGUCAAGUUCCUCGAGGACCGCCAGCUCUCUCCAUGGAGGUAUGGUUUUCGGCAGCUCAGGAGGCAGGGAUCGCCAUCAUGGAUCAGGCUUCCAGCUCGACCGUGGCGGUCCAGAACCACAACAAGAUGGAAAUGGAGCAGCGCGUGUUCGGCACCAUCAACACCACGGUCGUGGAGGGCGGCUCGGAUGCCUCAGAGCAUGGUCACGUGGCAGACCCCAAUCUGGACGCAGCCAGAGAUGAUCGAACUUUCGCUCGAGCCGCCAACCUGUUCGACUUUGUCCUCCUCGUUCAGAUCACUUUCUUCACCUGGGCACCCCGUGCGGCGCGUGCAGCAUUGCUCGCGCCCGACCCAAUAGACCACCUGGACGGCGCUCCUCAGAGCUUCCAUUGGGCUUGCCAGACAUCAUGGGCGCGCUCUGGUGGCAUCUGUGGCUGGGCAACGAGUUCUUGGCGCGUCCUGCUGUUUGCUGCCGUGGUCCAGGCUGGCGGCGAUGCUUCACUCGAAAAUCCUCUCUCGAGCCUGAUGUGGAAAGUGCCUUGGGUCGUGGCGCUCGCCAAGGCCCUGCAUCUCUACGAGGUCGACAUGGGUCAAUGCGAAUACGGGGCAGCCUCAAUGAAAGCGACUCGAUUUUUGGCGAGCCACGCCUUGUUCAAGCGGUGGGCCAGAUCUUGCCGAGGUGACCAUGCUCACGCCCCCCUCAAAGGUCUCGUUCGGGAUGCUCGUGGUCGAAAGGUCUUUGCGACGAAGCUCGCUCAAGUCUACCCCCCUCGACUUUGCAAGGCUGUUUUCGCCGUGGUCAAAGGCAACCUCCCGCAGAACGCUGAGUCCUUUCAGACUUUCAGUUGCAAGGUCCUGAUGCCGUUCGUAAACGACCAGUUGGCUACGUUCGACAUUGGCAAGAACAUCGACAACAUCAAGCAGCUCGCUUGGCCGCAGCAGCAGGCCAUCAGCUGA